GAAUGCUCUGAGGAGGAGGAGGAGGAGGGCUGCAGCGGACGGGAGGCAGCCGGCGAAGCGAAGCGAAGCCGCCUCUGAUUUUCUUGGUUUUUAAACCUUCAUGGAUCAGGGCUAAUAUUUCCUGUGGCUUCUUCAGGAAAAUAUAAUAUAGAUAAUUCCUCCCCCAGUAUUCACUCACCUCUGCAGUAUCCUGAAGCCAGAUGAAUAUGUUCAACAACCAUCUCCUUUUGUACUACUGGACUACCAUAUGCCUUUUCAAUCUACUAACAGCUUUGACAGCUGCUGAAGAUGUCACAAACAGCACUUUAAACCACACUGACAUGUUCUCUGGAUCUGUGCCUGUGGUCAUCUACAGAGUCGAUCAUAUUAUAGUGAAAGAAGGUUACAGUGCCUUGAUGGACUGCAACAUUCAAGGUCGCCCUGGGCCAGAAUAUGAGUGGUACAACUCCAAUGGCCAUUUGCUGACAGAAGAGAAGGAUGGAGCAGGAAAAUGGAUUCUUGACAACGGCCAACUAAACAUUACUAGUGUAUCAUUUGACGAUCGAGGAAAAUACACGUGCGUUGCAUCUAACAUCUAUGGCCAAGUAAAUAACACUGUUACUCUGAGAGUUGUCUUCACCUCUGGUGAUAUGGGGCUCUACUACAUGAUUGUAUGCCUUGUGGCUUUUACUGUUGUUUUGAUUUUAAACAUUACACGGCUGUGCAUGAUGAGCAGCCACUUGAAGAAGACUGAGAAAGCCAUCAAUGAAUUCUUCCGGACAGAAGGAGCAGAGAAAUUGCAAAAAGCUUUUGAAAUAGCAAAACGUAUCCCGAUCAUCACCUCAGCAAAAACUCUUGAGCUUGCUAAAGUAACACAGUUCAAGACCAUGGAGUUUGCCCGCUAUAUUGAGGAACUGGCAAGGAGUGUCCCCCUGCCACCUCUCAUCAUGAACUGCAGAACUAUAAUGGAAGAAAUUAUGGAGGUGGUGGGACUCGAGGAACAGGGGCAUAACUUUGUCAGGCAUUCAGCUGUAGGACAGGAGACCACUGACCCAGAGGAGAUGUACAUGAUACCCAGUGCUCUGAAGCGAAGGGACUCCCCCACUGCUGACUCCGAUGCAUCUUCUCUGCACGAACCACCGCUCAAGAUUGCAAUCAAGGUGUCUGUCCACCCGUUAACUAAAAAGGACUGUGUGGAUGACCAGUCACAAGACAGUGUCCAAUUAGAAAUUAAAGAAGAGAGGGAAGAAGAGAUUGUCCAAGCACCAGUGCAGGUACCUGAUCCAGUUUGUGACACAGAGCCUCCCACGGAACCAAAUCAUACAGACACGGCUGUGCAAAAUGGCAAGGACACUUGCAUUGUUUAUGAAAGCCAUGUAUGAUACAUUUUUUCCUGCAAAUCUAUGCAAAGCAAGAAAUCAGGUGGAGCACUCUUUUUUUUAAAAAAAGUUAAUGUAUUUGCCACUAAGCCUUACCUGAAGACUAUCACAGCAAACACAUGUAUGCGGAUUACUUGGCACUUUCUUCCUCAUUAUGUAACUUAGUUCAAGCGCAGAGCGGGACAAAGAAAUUGCUAUUAGACUCAUACUAAUUUCUUAUUUUGGUUCAGGAGAAUUCUUUUGUAGUUCACAAAACAUUUACCUCAGAGAAUUUUUAAGGCCAGUGUUGCUUUCAGUGGCUGCCUGGGAAUCGUGUGCAGUUCUUGCAGCCUCUGCGACUGCUGCUGUCAGUGGAAUGACUUUCAGUUGUAUGGUGGCAGGAUUGCUGUGUGACAUAAGCUGAGAAAAAGAAGAACCUGCUUUUCAUUUUGCUCUUCUCGUUCUCUCCUCUCUCUCUGUCAUGCAUUUUUGUGACUCCAGAGGGUCUUGAAACAUUGUCCACGAGGGAGCAUUGCUAGUUAAUAUCCUUGCGGAGCCAUUAACAAACUUUUGCACUGGGGUGUAGCAGAGCGAUAAAGAAGGCCAAAUGCGUUUAUUUCAUUUGAAGACAAUUUGAGUUUAAAGCAAGUGGGGGGUGGGAAUCCCUUUUCCUCUUCAAGAGAAAAAAAAACCUGAAAGACACACCUUCACAGAGGAUACACAGCAUUUUUUGUUGUUGGAAGAAGAGGGUUUGACCCCAGUCAGAAAGCCACAAAGCAAACAGUAAGUGCAGCCUGGAGCAUAGCUCCCCAGUCACAAUGCUGGGAUGAUUAAGUGAAAGGAAAACAGGGAUCUUUGUGUAGCCUGAACACGGAAUUUUCACAGGGGAAGCUUUUCUCAUCCCUGCCUGACAAACAACAUGUGCAAGGAUAAGCAGCUUCAGGGACCCCUCAUGGGGUCCCUGAAUAGCAGCUCAUGGAGCUGAUUGUGAAUGCAAAAAUAUAUAUGUGGGCAGGGGGAGUGAGAGUCUGCUUCACCCUGUGUGUUGUAGUCACACAAACAGAAAAGAGCUGGUGUAUGUCUGGGAGCUAAACCACAUGAGACAAAUUACAUGAGGAUGCUCAAGUGAAGGGAAACGU
This is a messenger RNA of Eublepharis macularius, 2476 nucleotides long. RefSeq names its product microfibril associated protein 3 like (gene MFAP3L). NCBI's taxonomy places the organism in Eukaryota, Metazoa, Chordata, Lepidosauria, Squamata, Eublepharidae. The coding region runs from base 201 to 1361 and encodes 386 amino acids. The record is from RefSeq and is a predicted model, not a curated record. The transcript has 3 exons.